AAUCAAGUUGAAGAAACAUUCCCACUACUUAAAGAGGUACCUGCAAAGUAUAUUUAUUCAACCAUCCCAAUGGGAUUUUCCCUUAGUAAAUCUGCUACUCAGGUAUCUGCUAUGCAUAUGGAUUCAAAAGUGGAUGAUCAUUUGAUGCGAGGGACUGAGAAAAGCAAGUUGGAACCAGUGACUCAAUUAUUUCAAAACACCAAGAAAAUAAGAUUAGAAGACACAAACGAAGAACACUUUACAAGAAGUAAAGAGAUUGGCUCAGGAUCUCUUUCAGAGAAAACCUUGGGUUCUGUGGUAUAUGUUAAAGAAAAUGAUGGAAUGGAAAUGACAGAUGUGGAAUGAAGUUAUUUGUACAUACUGCCAAAGAAACCAGAAUUUGCUUUUGACUAAGAGAGCAUGUUGAAUGAGAACUUAACCUUAUCAGAAAAAUCUAACAAAAUGAAGGUAGACAAUUGCUUAUUUUUCACUAUUUAUGAAUCACAUUAGACUUCACUUUUUUGAUACGUAUUCAAAAAAGUUAAUGUUUUAGGGGGAAAAAACUUUCCAAAAUUCAAAGCAAAAUUUUCUGGUAUUCUAUCCUUGUCAAAAAUCAGAAUUUUUGAAUAACAGUAUUUAAAUGGUACCAAAAUAUUUUAAUUGUAAUGUAUUUCUUUAACAAGUGAUCAAAAAACAGUGCCCAAACAAUUUGACAUCUGUAUUUCACACUAUGUGUGGUAUACCAAUUUUGUAAGAUUUAUAGUUUGGAAUUUUGCUUUAGGGUAUUUUAUCUUCCUGCAUUUUUGCAUUUCUGUUCUGUAAAAGAUCACUUCAGGUAAACUCUACAAAAGACCAGUAAAUUACGUACCUUGAGAAGCAUUUCACAUUUUAAAUCCUUUUAAAACUGUUUU
Molecule: messenger RNA, 890 nt
Organism: Zalophus californianus (California sea lion)
Lineage: Eukaryota; Metazoa; Chordata; Mammalia; Carnivora; Otariidae
Exons: 1
Coding region: 70-345 (91 amino acids)
Source: RefSeq, a predicted model, not a curated record